UCACUCUCUGCAUAAUAUCUUUCAUUUGAUUGAAAAAAAAUUACAAAAAUAAGCACAGCAGCGUGCACACAUCGAACACACCUCUCUCUCACCAGUCCAGCGACCCAACCCCGAAAACAACACCACUACUCACGCUGCCACCCAUCUUCAUCCUCUAUCUUCGCUAGCCACUGACCAACACAACGCCAACCACCCAAACCCUCUAUCUCCACCCGAGCCUCCAAACCAGCAGCCCCUUUUUCCCUUGUCACGAGAAACGACAAUCUCUCUCUCCCGUGAGCCCUCGCCAGCAGCAACCCCAUCGAUAGCAGCAAACCUCAAUAGCCCUUAAGCUACCGACAGCCCAUUUCAACCCAAAUUCUCAUCGGAGAUCACCUCUUUCAACGCCAGCGACCACAGUCACGCCGAACACAGAACCACCAGCUCACCACGCCAACAAAACCACGAGCCUCGUCAGCAAUCCCACCAUCAAUGGCGACAGCCGCGUGAUGAAGAAGAAGGAGAAAGGCCGAUAAAGAUUGACCCUGCCACCCUUAUCGGCUGGUGGUGCACUGCACCUUCAUCUUCGGUUCGACGAGGUAGAGAAGAUCACGAUCCAUAAUCUAACGCGCCGGAUCCCUCGCCGGAGACUCACCGCCGACGGUGGCAGUUGGCCAGAGCUUUCAUCCAGGUUUCGAGGGUAGGCCAUGGCUGCAAAGAAAAUAAUAGCUAUAUGCCAGUCAGGUGGGGAGUUUGUGACAAAUGUAGAUGGAUCGUUGUCAUAUAAUGGUGGUGAUGCUUACGCGAUUGACAUUGAUCAGCAAACCCUGCUGAGUGAUUUCAAAUCUGAAGUAGCAGAACUUUUCAAUUGUAGUGCUGAUAUCAUGUCUAUUAAGUACUUUCUUCCUGGGAAUAGAAGGACCCUUAUUACAAUAUCCAAAGACAAGGAUCUACAGCGUAUGGUUAAUUUUCUUGGGGAUUCAUCCACGGUUGAUGUCUUCCUUUUAUUGAAGGACGUUGCGGCUUGCAAUGUAUCAAACAUCUCUGCUAGUAGGUCAAGCAGGACUACUGUAUCGGAAGCUGUGAUUCCUGUCGAAGCUCCUAUUGAUGUUGCUGUUGAUAUGGCCCAUACUGUCGGUGGGUUUGAUAUGGAUUUGUCCAGUGGAGAUCCUAUAUCCUGUAUACCUAUCGGAGUCAUCGAUGACAAGCAACGUAAAGCUGCACAACAGUGGGAGAACAUGAUUACUGGUGUUGAUCAAAGGUUUAAUAGCUUCACUGAAUUCCGCGAAGCUUUGCACAAGUACUCAAUUGCACAUGGGUUUGCUUACAGAUAUAAGAAAAAUGACAGUCACCGUGUUUCUGUCAAAUGUAAAACCCAAGGUUGUCCAUGGAGGAUAUAUGCAUCAAGGUUGUCAACCACACAAUUAAUUUGCAUUAAAAAAAUGAACCCAAAUCAUACAUGUGAAGGAGCUGCUGUGAAAGCUGGGUAUCGUUCAACAAGGGGUUGGGUGGGAAGUAUCAUAAAGGAGAAAUUGAAAGUUUCCCCAAACUACAAGCCAAAGGAUAUUGCAGAUGACAUCAAACGAGAGUAUGGAAUUCAACUGAAUUAUUCUCAGGCAUGGCGUGCAAAAGAGAUUGCCAGGGAGCAGCUUCAAGGCUCCUAUAAAGAGGCAUAUAAUCAGUUACCUUUCUUUUGUGAGAAGAUAAAGGAGACUAAUCCGGGCAGUAUAGCUACGUUCUCCACAAAAGAUGACUCAAGCUUUCAUCGUCUCUUUGUGUCAUUUCAUGCAUCAAUAUCUGGUUUUGAUCAAGGUUGCCGUCCUCUCAUUUUCCUUGACAGCAUUCCUUUAAACUCAAAAUACCAAGGGACACUGUUGGCUGCAACUGCUGCAGAUGCAGACGAUGGUAUUUUUCCUAUAGCAUUUGCUGUAGUUGAUGCUGAAACAGAGGACAAUUGGCUUUGGUUUUUAUUGGAACUGAAGUCUGCAGUCUCUGCAUCUCGCCAGAUCACAUUUGUGGCAGAUUUUCAAAAUGGUUUGAAGAAAUCAUUAGCUGAGAUAUUUGAUAAAUGCUACCACAGCUAUUGCUUACGCCGUCUUGCAGAGAAACUAAAUAAAGACUUGAAAGGUCAGUUUUCUCAUGAAGCAAGACGUUUCAUGGUUAAUGAUUUUUAUGCUGCUGCUUAUGCACCCAGACUUGAGGGAUUCCAGCGCUCUGUAGAAAAUAUAAAGGGUAUAUCCCCUGAAGCUUACAAUUGGGUUGUACAAAGCGAGCCUGAGCACUGGGCAAAUGCAUUCUUUGGAGGGGCAAGGUAUGAUCAUAUGACAUCAAACUUUGGACAACAGUUCUACAAUUGGAUAUCAGAGGCACAUGAGUUGCCAAUAACACAAAUGGUCGAUGCAUUAAGAGGUAAGAUGAUGGAAGCAAUUUAUACUCGCCGGGUGGAAUCAAAUCAAUGGAAAACUAAGUUAACCCCAUCAAAGGAGGAAAAAUUAGAAAAGGAAAUGUCAAUUGCAAGGUCACUUCAAGUGUUACUCUCCCAUGGAAGCACAUUUGAAGUUCGCGGGGAAUCUGUAGAUGUUGUUGAUAUUGAUCAUUGGGACUGUAGCUGCAAGGGAUGGCAACUAACUGGUUUGCCCUGCUGCCAUGCUGUUGCGGUCUUUGAAUGCAUUGGCCGAAGUCCAUAUGAUUAUUGCUCCAGAUACUUCACAACCGAGAGUUACCACUUAUCGUAUGCUGAGUCGAUCCAACCUGUUCCAAAUGUUGACCGACCAGUGCAGGGUGAAUUAACUGAGGCGGGAGUUAUUGUAACCCCUCCACCAACUAAGCGUCCACCUGGCCGGCCAAAGACAAAGCAGGCUGAAUCAACUGAUAUUAUAAAGCGUCAGCUUCAGUGUAGUAAAUGCAAGGGCCUUGGCCACAAUAAGAAGACAUGCAAAGAAUCUUAGCAUACAUAGAUCGUAGGUAAAGUAGUUGUUUCCUUUUCGUAAGUAUCCCACACUAACUUUUUUGACAAUUUUAGAUGGCAAUCUGUUCACAUGUUUUUGUAUGCACCGAUUGUUGAAAAGCAUCACAAUUUGCUUAGAUGCUUGUGGUGUGAUGGCUUUUGUGUGUUUGUGUGAAUAAAAGUCAUCAUAUGCCAUGGCAUUAUAGUGCUA
Molecule: messenger RNA, 3137 nt
Organism: Populus nigra (black poplar)
Lineage: Eukaryota; Viridiplantae; Streptophyta; Magnoliopsida; Malpighiales; Salicaceae
Exons: 3
Coding region: 687-2927 (746 amino acids)
Molecular function (GO): zinc ion binding; protein binding
Source: RefSeq, a predicted model, not a curated record